ACUCCUCACCAAAGAAGCCAGCCUUUAAUAGUCUUUGGAUUUUACGAAAAUUAAUUAUUGGUAGCAAGAGACCCAGAAUUUCCUAGCUGCAUACAUGCCUUAAGCUUAUCGAUAAGUCGAUGACUUGUACCUAUCGCUCAUAAACCGGCUAGCAAUUUCUGCAAAAGAAUUUUGUUUACAUUUAACAAAGAUGUCAUUAUCGCCAGACAAUUGCGAUACUUUAAUGCAAAAUGAUGUGAUUGACGUAAAUGAUGAGAUUGCGGACAAUUCAACUGGAAAUGAAACAGAGAAACGUCCCUCAACAGUUAAAACAGCGCAAGACGCAGUUUACGAUGCGGACAGCGAAAUGGUAGAAUCAGCCGAAGAGGAAGACGAUAAAGCGCCUAAGCAAGAGCCGUGCUCAGAUGAUGAUAGAUCCACAGUGAUUGCACCAAUCAGCCGUCCGCCAACCGAACCGCUCUCCAGGCACAACUUAAAAUGGAAUCUGCGCGUCAUCAUCUCAAAUUUGUAUAUGAAGAGCGAACGGCGAUUGCCGAGCGCUUGUGUGCCCAAAUGCCUGCACAAUACGACCCAAUGCGUCAGUCGGCAUCGCUGUGCCAUGCUGCCCGAUGCACCCGAUAUUAGUAUAGCUCAAGAGCUGCGCAAUAAUCUCUACAGGCAACACUAUGAUACAUAUUUGGAUAUAUUGGAAACGAUGGCGCUGCAGUCAGUUUAUCCAGACGAAGCGGUCUUUGAUCGACUCAUCGAUAUGAUUAUGAUACUCAACACAAAGAGCUUGACCCUCGAAGAGCUGCAUAGCAGAUAUAGAAAUGUCAUACGGAUCUAUUAUUUGCUAGUGGAUGCAUUUCCUCCCUGCUGGACCGCAUUGCGUCCAUAUUAUCUAAAUUUCCUGGGAGCUACGAACGACAAUCCACAAAAGCUGCAGCUGCUAUUGGAUUUAUUUGAAGAUUGCCUGGGCAAAUGUAGCGAAACAGAACUGCGUGAGCUAACGCCCUACUACGAGCAAUUCGUUCAUGAUUAUGAGGCUGAGGACAGUUCAAAAUUAAGCUCUGAUGACAUGUUUCAGAGGCAUGUCCAGGACUACGACUGGCAGAGCGGCAAGCAGUGGGUGGACGAGUUUAAGGCCAUGUCGCCAGCUGUGCAGCUGGCACGUCUCUGCGAUGCCUUGGAUAUGAUUUGCUGGGUAUUGGAACGCGAAUUCUUAGCCUGGCUGGACCAUAAUCGUUUGCAGCAAUCGGAGCCCGAGAUCUUUCAAGAGGACUCCAAGCCGUUUGUGCUCAUCGUCUUUGGCAUAGAGAAGGACAAGAGAUUAACGAAGUUAACCCAACAGUUGCUGCGUGUGUAUAGUCGUGCAGCAGCUAAGUCCUUGUAUGCAGAUCGUUUAAGCAUCCUCGAGCGCUUUAUCUCACUGCUCAUGGAGGCAAGCAACACAGCGGAGCUUGAGUAUGCCAACAACUCGUUAAUAUAUCCCAAUUUGGGUCCUCAUACACGCCGCCUUAUUGCGGAGUUCUUUAAAAUAUUCAAAGUCGAAAAUCCCUCGGAUCUCACCACUUAUAUACGCACCAUCUCGCAGCUGAGUCAGCCCUAUGUGCGUUGGGAAUUCGCGGAUAAUUUUCUGAGAUUGUUCUACUAUUCCGAUGCAGCAUUUGGGCCGGAAAAAGUGUGCGAGGAGCUGAAGCUAAAGCGUUGGCUCAAGUACAGGCCACGCAGCGCCAUCGAUGAGGCAGACAACGAACAGCUCUCUAGAGAGGAUUACUUUAAGAUCAUGCUCAAUGCGCUGCAGGAUUAUUGCAACUGGUUUGAUUUGCAAGCCUGUUGGAAGUACAUAAAAACCAAAACACCUGUCCAGCAGCUGCAGGCGAGAACAAGUAGUCCGCUGGCUACGCCUGCGGGUCUGGUUACCGAAGAUGUUGGCAAAAUCUUUAUGCUCGAUGAGAUGCAGAAGGAAGCGCACACUUGGAAGCAGCGCAUCAAUGCAAAAGUGAUUUUGGCCAGGCCCAAAGUGAAUCUCCCUGUGGCUAAGAUCAGCAUAGGCACCAUGGCUGAGCGUUAUGGAAGCGAUAUACGACAAUUGCGAUAUCUACGACGUAUUCUGCUGGAAGUAAUGCGUUUUGAGGAUGUCACAGAUUGGCUGAACUAUGUUAACGAUUUUCUGGGCGAAGAUGAGCCAGCCGUUUCGUCUUAAUGCCACAGAAGAAUCUGGGCACAAAUUCAAGUGAUAGCUGUAAACUAAAGGUAUUUGGUAAAUCCACUAUAAUAAGUCAAAGAAGUGGAUUUAAUAUAAAUUUUUAUACAAAGACAUAUUAAAAAAAUAAAAAUAAAAAAAAGUAUGAAAAGUUUGUGAAGAACAUAAAAUAUAAUUUAUUUACAUUUCUAAAAAACAUCAGCAAACUAUUAACAUAAGCAGAAAUCUAACUUUAUAGCGUAACGUAAUGAAUGGUUUGUUAAAAUGCCUUCAAAAUUCAAACGAACUACAAGCGCCAAAGUCGUAAACGCAGUGAAGGGAACGUAAGCGCAAAUUUGCGCAACAUGCGCAAAAGCUCCACUGCUUAACAGAGAAGGCAGUCAUUUAACAGAGUAACUCCAAUGCAGGAUAUUAUCCUGCGGACGGAGAAAAAAAUACUUUUAGUUGAUUUUAGCAGCACAACCCCGUCGCCAGCAGCAGCAGGAGCAGCCAAUGCUUGCGGUAGCGACAAAUACGCAAAAUUAAACAUUGUGUUAUUCUAAAAAAAAAAAAAUAAAUAAAUAAAAACUACAAAUCGAG
Molecule: messenger RNA, 2764 nt
Organism: Drosophila mojavensis
Lineage: Eukaryota; Metazoa; Arthropoda; Insecta; Diptera; Drosophilidae
Exons: 4
Coding region: 191-2185 (664 amino acids)
Source: RefSeq, a predicted model, not a curated record